UAACACGUCAGAGUCGGUUAGUAUUUCUAACGUUGUAUGACGUUGCUUGCAAUUUUGCACAUUUUUGCAAAUUACUUAUACCAGGUAGUGCUUCAUUCAUUAUAAUCAGUUGCAAAAUACCAUUAAGGAAUACAAUUAGCAUAAUCACUAUUGAUUUUAUAUUUUGUGACGACAAAAGUUGAUCAAAACAUGUCAUUUGUAUCGCCUAUGCCUAGUCGUGAAUUUCUUUGGGAUGUUUUUCAAAGAGUGGACAAAGACAGAUCCGGUGCAAUCACUGCAGACGAAUUGCAGCAGGCACUUUCAAAUGGAACCUGGACACCAUUUAAUCCAGAAACUGUUCGUUUAAUGAUUGGUAUAUUUGACAUUGACAAAAAUGAUCCUGCUUCUCCAGGUAUGUUUGAUCAAAAUCAAAAAGGAACAGUUAGUUUUGAAGAGUUUGGAGCUCUAUGGAAAUACGUAACUGAUUGGCAAAAUUGUUUCCGAUCGUUUGAUCGCGACAACAGUGGGAAUAUAGAUAGAAAUGAAUUAAAAACAGCGCUUACAAAUUUUGGAUAUCGACUAUCAGACCAAAUUAUAGACACUCUCAUACGUAAAUAUGAUCGAGCCGGCCGUGGAACUAUAUACUUUGAUGAUUUCAUACAAUGUUGUAUAGUUUUAUAUACACUGACUGCUGCUUUUAGACAGUUAGACACAGACCUGGAUGGUGUCAUUACAAUUCACUAUGAACAGUUCCUGGGGAUGGUAUUUAACCUUAAAAUAUAAGACAAUUUUGAGUUUCAUUAGAAUUACUCUUGUCUAUUAUAAAGCUGCAUUAUUUAUAGCAAGAACGUUAUAUGAAUUUUCAUGAUGCCAAAAUUAAAUUUAAGAUCUUAUGCAUCUGUUUUCCUUGUACGUAUAGAUUCUCUAAUAACGUAAUUACAAAAAUUCAAUCAAAUCUAAUAAUGGACAGUGAUAAUAUCUUCCGUGUAUGAAGAUACAGUAAUAUAUAUUUUAAAAACAUUCCGUAAAAGUUUACACAAAUAGUUAAGCUUGAACAUAAUCUCUAUUAUUAUUUGGCCUUUUGUGUUUGUUUAUUGUUAAAAAGAAAUAUGAUUAAUACGUGUUGCUUAAUUAUUCAUUGGAAUGUUAACAAAGGAACAAAUAUUUAAUAUAAAGUGAUAUUAAGGUGGUGCGGUUAGAUAAAACAAAUAAAUAUAUCGUUUUAACCCUCGCUCCAGAAAAAUUUACUUACAAAUUUAAGCAAAUGAGUGAAUGCUUGCCCUUCCCUCACUCUAGCAAAAUUUAAACGACAUACAUAUUUGUUGAUUAAUUGCAAAUUCUGAAAUCAAACUUGUCUGAACGCUCUAUGGUCUGCUCAAUGUAUUUAUACUAAACGAGCAGAACUUUUCUGGAGGAAUAGGUUAAAACGACUAUUUGCUUGAUUGGUCGAAAUAUACCUUUGCGAAAAGUACGAAUACAUUUCAAUUAAGAUACAAAACAUGAUCGAGUCCAUCUAAUACAAUAAGUGAAACAUUCUUCAUAAGAUACAUUCUACUAUAUCUAUUACAUAUUAAUUUCAGGAUUUCACAUGCUUUGUACAAUGAACAAAACAACAUAUGUCAAUUAUAAAUAUAUUGAAGUCUAUAUUAAUCCUAUUUAAGUAUUUUUUAGCACUUAUAGAAAUACUGUAUACAUACUGUAUCUUUUGACUACAGUGUAUUGCAUACUCAAAACAAUGUUAACAGCUUGAAGGUUAGAAAAGAAUGAUGUUGCAAGUGCCAAACAAGCGCCACAAUAGGCCUACUUUUAAUAGUACGAAAAAUAGGGAAUAAAUUAAACUGUACAACCAUAUUACAUCAGCUAUCUUCAAAUACUAAGUAAAAACGUCGAAUAAUAAGAUAAGAAAAGAGAACCGCAGCGCUUGUUGGCAAUCGUUGGGAAAACGAGAAACGCGACUGUGUAUCCUAGCAUUUUUGGCACAUAACCCAACGAACACAGUCACGCUGUUUAACAUUCAACAGUUAAAUAGUCCAUAAAUACAAUUACACGUACUUUUUUCGUUUGUGUAUAAAAAUUAUUUCUGUACUUUUCUAUUACUAUUCGAUUGGUGAAAAUAAAUAAA
Molecule: messenger RNA, 2101 nt
Organism: Colletes gigas
Lineage: Eukaryota; Metazoa; Arthropoda; Insecta; Hymenoptera; Colletidae
Gene: Alg-2
Product: programmed cell death protein 6
Exons: 4
Coding region: 190-762 (190 amino acids)
Molecular function (GO): calcium ion binding
Source: RefSeq, a predicted model, not a curated record